This is a messenger RNA of Dermacentor andersoni, 1444 nucleotides long. RefSeq lists its product as uncharacterized. NCBI's taxonomy places the organism in Eukaryota, Metazoa, Arthropoda, Arachnida, Ixodida, Ixodidae. The record is from RefSeq and is a predicted model, not a curated record.
CUCGAUGUAGACCUUGGAACGACUAGUGGUUCUCAUUCGUCUUUGAGAAACAGCAGGACCGUGCUGAUCAUGGAAUGAAGGCGCCAGGCAGGAGGAUGAGGAGAACUGUUGAUUUGAAGGUUCUCCUGGUGCUAGCGGCUCUGGCCGAGUUGAGUCAUGGGGCACAGAGCACCAGCAGCUACGGGACGCCGGAUGGAUCCCUCACCAUGGCACGGUUGCGUCGAUCUGUGUCUGAGCAGCCAGCUGUCCUCCACAACCGAGUAAAAAGAGAGGCGAGAAAAAUUAGAGGCGAAAAUGGACCUUGGGGAUUUCAUAAACUUUACAUAGGAGACGAAGAAGGUGACGAAGAAGAGGAUGAAGAAGAAGCCCCAGUGAAGAAACAGGCGACUACGACGACGACCACUACUACAACAACUGCUAAGCCUACUCGUCGCCGUGGGCGUGACAGCGAUGAGGAAGAAGAGGAGGAACGACCGAGGAAGCGUUCGAAGAAGCGUUCGAAGAAGCGCGAACCCACCAGUAGUGAAGAAAGCACUGAACGCCGCAGUAGUAGACGCCGGGGAUCACGGCGCCGUGAUGAAUCAGAAGAGGAUUCAUCGGAACGAAGAAGACGCAGGAAGAAGAAACAGCAGAAAGAGAGCGAGGAAGAGAGCUCCAACAAACGUGGCUCUCAAGCGGGUCGUCCUAACGGAGGUGCGCCGGCGGGAAAAACUUUUAAUCCCAAGAGCACACCCGGAAUGAGCGUGACCGGCUUUCAUCCUUUGAAUAUCGGCGCCGAGGAGGGUGAAGAGGACGAAGAGGAAGAAGAGGCUCCGAAAAAACGCGGCAGCGGAGGCGGUGGCCGUAAGAGAGAGGAUGAGGGCUCUGAAGAGGGUGGCCGGCGAAAACGUCCCGCUCGCAGAAGAAACGAGUCGGAGGAAGAAGAAAGCGGAGAAAAGAGAAGACGCCGCAAGAAAGGCGGCAGGGGUUCCUCAGAGGAAGAACAGGAAGGCGCUAAAAGGAAAAAGACUCGUGGCGGAGGCGGUGGUGCCGGGGGAGCAGGUGGUGGUGGAGGCAAAGGUGGAGGCGGCGGAAGCGGCGGCGGAGGUGGUGGCGGAGGUGGAGGUAGAGCAGUCCCCAAGGGUGGGGGUGGUGGUGGCCCCCCUGCAGGCGCAGGUGGUAUCAAAGGUUAUGGCAGAGGUUUUGGUCGUGCCACGGCUUCCGCAGAGAACGAUGACAAGGAAGAUGAGGACGGCGACAUGGGCUUCUAAGCUAGAACAGCACAGAAACACAAUGGAAAGGAGAGGAAGAGCAACAUUACUACAAGCUAUGGUGUUCCACCUAUUCACAAGCUUCCCACACCACUUGAUCGAUCCCUCGAGUUACGCAGUUAACAAUAAGAUUUGGUUAAGCUCUUACGGACGUAUGCAAUGCCUUAUGUCAAUAAAGAGCGAAAUCCAUCGAA